AUGCCUCAUCCUACCGUCCUCAUUGUUGGCACCACUGACACCAAGCUUGAUGAAAUCCUCCUUUUGCGAGACCGAAUCCUCGACCAAAAGCCUUGUCAGACCAAGAUACUUGAUAUAAGCCACACUGCGGCCAAGUCACCAGCCUUGGGCGAACUCCCCUCCCAUGAACUUCUCUCACCUCUCCGCGAGCAGAGCUCAGCCCUGAAGUCACUGCAGCGCGGGGAAUAUAUCAACAGGGCGAUUGAGAUGUGUCUGCCAGUAGUCAAAGACCUUGUCUCCAAGUCCCAGAUCCAGGGAAUCGUGUCGGCGGGUGGCAGCAGUGCUUCUUCUCUUGCUACAACACUAAUGCGCAAAGCAUGUCCGGUGGGUUUCCCCAAACUCAUGGUGUCGACAAUGGCAAGCGGUGAUAUCAGACACUAUAUUGAAGAAACAGACAUCACCAUGAUGUACAGUGUGGUCGAUAUUGCAGGCAUCAAUUCCAUCCUCGGGCGGAUCUUGUCGAAUGCAGCGGCGGCCAUCGCUGCCAUGACCAUAUCAUACGCAAAGUCUCUUGUUGAUGCAUCAGUGCCAGAGGCAAAAGGCAAGCGCAUUGCCAUUACCAUGUUUGGGAACACCACCCCUUGCGUUGACCAGAUCCGUCGUAUAUUGACGUCCACUCCGCACGACGUGUCGGAGCAUGAGAUCUAUGUCUUCCAUGCCACGGGUGCGGGCGGACGUGCGAUGGAGCGACUCAUAGCCGAGGGCCAGGUCGACGCUGUAAUCGAUUUGACCACGACCGAGAUCGCCGAUGAGCUUUUUGGUGGAGUUCUCUCCGCUGGCCCAGAGCGAUUUGAGAUGGCUGCUAAGAGGGGAAUCCCUCUGAUCGUUUCGGUCGGAGCAUGCGACAUGGUCAAUUUCGGCCCAAAGGAUACGGUACCCGAGAAAUACAAGGACCGAAAGCUGUUGAUGCAUAACCCGGCAGUGACAUUAAUGCGCACGACACCGGGGGAGAACAAACAGAUUGGCCAAUUCAUUACUUCCAAACUCACCACUCAUGCCACCAAUCCAAGUGCCGUUCGAGUUCUGUUCCCUCUGGGUGGAAUUAGUAUGCUUGACGCUCCCAGCAAGCCUUUCCAUGAUCCCGACGCAGACAACAUUCUGUUCCAGACCAUCGAGGAGGGCUUGGAGGGCUCCGGGAUCGAGAUCGAGAAACAUCAGCUGAACAUCAAUGACGAGCAGUUCGCUGGACAUGUUGCUUCUGCCAUUCUGCAAGUCAUGGGGAUCUCACCCAGGAAAUACAGGCUGGCCAAUGCGAGACGGCGAAAAUGGAGUUUUGACCAUGGUCCUAGCGUGAUGGCAGCGAGAAGGAACAGUCAGAUUGAGAUACCUGAUGCCGCUUGA
Capronia coronata CBS 617.96 is the source of this 1380-nucleotide messenger RNA. RefSeq lists its product as uncharacterized. The transcript has a single exon. Bases 1 to 1380 code for a protein of 459 amino acids. NCBI's taxonomy places the organism in Eukaryota, Fungi, Ascomycota, Eurotiomycetes, Chaetothyriales, Herpotrichiellaceae. The record is from RefSeq and is a predicted model, not a curated record.